GCGUGUUCAUACAGGAGAGAAGCCAUAUCAGUGUAACAUCUGUAUUAAAUCAUUCUCUCAUAAGGGUCUCUUGAAUAUGCACAAACGUAUUCAUUCAGGUGAGACACCAUAUUCCUGUAAUAUCUGUGGUAAAUCUCUCUCUAGCAACAGAAGUUUAACUUCUCAUAAACGUAUUCAUACAGGAGAGAAGCCAUAUCAAUGUGACAUCUGUAACAAAUCUUUCGCUGUAAGUAGUACCCUGACUAUUCACAAACGUACGCAUACAGGAGAGGCACCUUAUUCUUGUGAUAUUUGUGGUAAAUCAUUCUCCCGAAAUGACUACUUAGCGAAACAUAAAUAUAUCCAUACAGGAGAGAAGCCCUAUCACUGUGAUAUCUGUAAUAAAUCUUUCUCUCUAAGUAGUACCCUAAUUAAUCAUAAACGUUUCCAUACAGGAGAGAAGCCAUAUCACUGUGUUAUCUGUGGUAAAUCAUUUUCUCAAAGUGGCAACUUAGCUGCUCAUAAACGUUUCCAUACAGGAGAGAAGCCAUAUCACUGUGAUAUCUGUGGUAAAUCAUUCUCCAUGAGUUUCAACUUAUCUAAACACAAAUAUAUCCAUACAGGAGAGAAGCCAUAUCACUGUGAUAUCUGUGGUAAAGUGUUCUCCUCAAAUGGUUACCUGACUAUACACAAACGUAUUCAUACCGGAGAGAAACCCUAUCACUGUGAUGUCUGCAGUACAUCAUUCUCUAACCAAAGUGCUUUAAAUACACACAGACUUGUUCAUACCGGGAAAAAGCGAUUUCGCUGUGACAUUUGUGGGAAAUCAUUGUCUACAAAUGAUAGAUUAACUAAACACAAACGUAUUCAUACUGGAGAGACGCCAUAUCACUGUGAUGUCUGUGGUAAAUCAUUCUCUGAGAAAAGUUAUUUCAUUCGUCACAAACGUGUUCAUACAGGAGAAAGACCAUAUCAGUGUAACAUCUGUAGUAAAUCAUUCUCUCGUAGAAGUGCUUUCACUUCUCACAAACGUACACAUACAGGAGUGAAACCAUAUUCCUGUAAUAUCUGUGGCAAAUCAUUCCCUCGCAACUCUGCUUUGACUGAACAUAAACGGAUUCAUACAGGAGAGAAGCCAUAUCAAUGCGACAUCUGUAAGAAAUCUUUCUCUGCCAGCAGUAACCUAACUACUCAUAAACGUAUUCAUACAGGAGAGACACCAUAUCACUGUGAUAUCUGUGGUAUAUCAUUUUCUCAGAGUUGUGCUUUAAGUAGUCACAAGCGUAUUCAUACAGGAGAAAAGCCAUAUCACUGUGAUAUCUGUGGCAGAUCAUUUUCUGGAAGUACUGCAUUAACUAGUCACAAGCGUAUUCAUACAGGAGAGAAGCCAUAUCACUGUGAUAUCUGUGGUAAAUCAUUCUCUCAAAGUGGCAACUUAGCUACUCACAAACGUUUCCAUACAUGAGAAAAUCCUUUUCUCUGUAAGUGGUGACUAAACCCUUUACCAUGCAGAUUAUUCUGUUGAAUGUGAUGUUUAUUUAUUCACAUUAUUUUCAAUUUGUCAUGCAUUAUCUCACAGCUUUCAAGUUCUUAUAACAUGACUGUUUAUAUUUGGAAUGACAUUGUAGGGUAGGUGUAAGCGGCUGAGUCUGGCUAGUUUGAUCAUAAAAUAGGUGGAGAAUUUGAACCAGAUAUGGCCACUUUAAAUGCUAGUGGGUUAACCCUACAAGGACCAUAGGGGUAACUUUUUGACUGCCAUUGAAAAUCUAUACUUUAAUACAAUUUGUUUUAAAUAUCAGCAAAUGCAGUGAAUAUAUUCUUUUAGCAUUUAUUUACAUGUAAAAAAAACAUAUAUAUCUAUAGACACAUAUAUAUGAAAUGAUGCUCAUGAUUGUACAUUCAAUACAGUUGUAGAAAUUAAAAAGUAAUAAGCAAAAUUGAUGAUAAAUGACCGUUUGGUACUUCUAGUGUUAACUAAAUGUGCAUCUGUUCAUAUAGAUGUGUGAAUAUCAAUGUGACAAUUCAUGUGAACAAGAAGCAUUUUGGCCUCCUCCUACACUGGUGAUAAUGUUGUGGGCUUUCUCCAUGGCAAUAACCAAGCAACUCAUCAGGGAAUUGUUAUAAAUGUCAAAGAAAAAAAAAAUGAACGAUCUCUCUAACUAACUAUAUUCACACAGGAGAGGAGAUAGAACAGUGUGUGAUAAGAACCUCCCAACUGUGUAGUUUAUGUCACCACACCUUAGAUAACUUACUGCUUGCCAACCCUGGUCAAACCAUCCA
Molecule: messenger RNA, 2259 nt
Organism: Octopus bimaculoides (California two-spot octopus)
Lineage: Eukaryota; Metazoa; Mollusca; Cephalopoda; Octopoda; Octopodidae
Biological process (GO): regulation of transcription by RNA polymerase II
Cellular component (GO): nucleus
Molecular function (GO): DNA-binding transcription activator activity, RNA polymerase II-specific; RNA polymerase II cis-regulatory region sequence-specific DNA binding
Source: RefSeq, a predicted model, not a curated record